This is a messenger RNA of Wallemia ichthyophaga EXF-994, 645 nucleotides long. RefSeq lists its product as uncharacterized. The record is from RefSeq and is a predicted model, not a curated record. Bases 1 to 645 code for a protein of 214 amino acids. NCBI's taxonomy places the organism in Eukaryota, Fungi, Basidiomycota, Wallemiomycetes, Wallemiales, Wallemiaceae. The transcript is spliced from 3 exons.
AUGAGCUACAUCAGACAAAUUCAGCAAACGCAGCCAAAUAAAAGGCGUAGGCAUGAUGAUUCGAGUGUUUAUACAUCACCGAAUGGAUAUUCACGGCAUAUUACAACCAAGAGCGAGGACAAUCGAUUUGGUGAGUUGAGAAUCGAGGGGAGUGAGAGCCUUCACUUGGACCUGUCUACUCUCCCCACUCCUGCACUUCAUCGAUACAUGACCAACUAUCGUUUAGCAGAGCAUCUACCACCAAAGCCUAAAGACUCUACAGGCGCUGUUGUCCUGCCUUUUGCUCUACGCCCAACUAUCCAUCACCACCCUUCAGAUUCCACCGAGCAACUGCACGACCCAAUCGAUCAAGACGACGCCUUCAAUGACCCUUCCAAUCCCUUGAAAAGACGCCCUUCAAGGAAAUCUUCCCGCUCUGCCUCUAUAGGCGUAUCCGCUCAACAAGACGACGACGAUAUGCUUGAUCCAGAAGAUAUGGAAGAAGAGGCUAUCCUACCUGACAUUGACGAGGCACAUGAACUAUUUAACGACGUUGUCAGCACUCAUUACCGCCAUCAAAAUGUUAGAGAGGUUGAUAGCGUCGUCAACUUCGUGCACGCAUUGAGAUCGAAAGAUAAAGCACUUAGAGUUCUUCCGCGGAGUUGA